UAAUGUUUUAACUGAUGUUUUGAUGCUAGUUUUAAAUUGAUGAAUAUGGUUAUUUAUUGUAGUGUGUAAUGUAUUUAUUGAAUUGUAUAUUGUAUUUGUUGCUGCUGUAAGUCGCCUAGAGUGUCCAAAAAUUGGACAGAUAGGCGACUAACAAAUUAAAGUUUAUUUAUUAUUUAUUCAGGGUUGGGCUGGCAGGCCGGUCUGUUUAGGGCUUUGAAGGCCACUGCCUGCGCUUGGCAUGAGGCCUGGGAUUGCGGGGGGGGGGGCAGCACUACCUUGUGGUGCCCACCCUCCGAGGCACGGCCCAGCAGCUGCGCUUGUACUUCUGGGGGGAGGGGGGACACCCCGCAUGAGGCCUUGCAGCAUGGAAGGGGGUGUGUGUGUGUCAUGCGGGCUGAUGUGUUCUAAUCUUUUUAGUCAGUCGGCGGUUCAGUUGUUUUAAAUAUGUUUUUAAUUAACUUGUUUCUAACUUUGAUUGUCAAUUUUAAUGCUUUUUAUAAACCACGUAUUUACAUUGGAGCGACGUCCGCGCGCCGCUGCUGGAGGGCUCCACAGAGGGGGGGCAGGAACCAAGCGAGGCCCUCGCCCUCGGGGGGGGGGAGGCCAGGAGCUCUGAGCGCCAGAACUACGACUCCCGGCGUGCUCCGCGGCCGGAGGGCGGGCCUUAAAGCGACCGCGGAGCGUGACUCUGACCCUCCCCCGUCCUGCCUCCCUCCCGGGGGAGCGAAGGGAGCCCACCGACGGAGGGAGGACGCUUCCUUGGAGCGGACGGGGCCCGAGCAGCGGUGGGGGCCUCUACAACUCCUCCCCUUCCUCAGGUGCCUGGAGGACCCCUCCCCCCUCCCCCUGCUGGAGGUGCUGCACGAUGGCAGAAGAGGUGCAAACGCAGAGUGAAGCGAUGCCGGAAAAUUGCAAGACAGGCACCCCGCUGGAGUCGGCAUCUACCAGAGAUGGAACCGUCUGUGACCUCGAGCAGGAGGAGGAAGAGGAGAAGGAGCCUGGCUGUGAAAUGGAGGAAGAUGUCUACAUCUGGGAACCUGCCACGGAGACGGAGGCAGCUGUCCCAGACCUUCCCACCCAGGAAGAGAGAGGGAAGGGUGCCACCAGCAGCUCAGGCUGGGAAGGUGCUGACCCGACAGCCCGUUGCCCUCCGGAGCCACCUGGGGCCUGGCAGGGCCUGUGCACCUGGAUGUGUUGGCGCCAGCGAGUCCUAGAGCUUCUGGAAGAGGAGCAGGCAGCGGAGAGCCACUCCCGGAUUGCUCAGGUGACCUUUGAGGAUGUGGCCGUCUAUUUCUUGCCAGAGGAGUGGGCGGAGCUGACAGUGUGGCAGAAGAGCCUGUACUGGGAAGUGAUGAAGGAGAACCAUGGCCUGGUGGCCUCGCUUGCAUCUACGCACAAACACAAGCCGGAGGUCGUGUGCCGGAUAGAACGAGGAGAGGAGUCCCUUCCUUCUGAGACGCCUCCGGAGGAGAAGCCAGAAGAGACUCUCCAAGCGCCCGCCAGCCCAGCUGUUGGGGAUAAAGUGGAGUUGGAGGUCAGGGGAAUUGCAGCAGCAGAGCCGCCGGGCAGCCAGACUCAUCCGGAAGACACAAGGGGAGAAGUGCUGGGUCCCCCCAGCCCUGUGGAGGCCAAGCCCUGCAUCAAGCAUGAAGAGACGUUGGAGGCCACCCGAGAGAUGCCCACCCACAGCUGCAAGGACUGCGGCCGGAGUUUCCCUGAGCGGGAUGCCCUGAUCUCCCACGUCCUCCGCGUCCACUUCAGCGAGCGCGCCCUGCCCUGCCCGCAGUGUGGGAAGUUCUUUGGCAGCCCCAGCAGCCUGGCCGCCCACCAGAAGAGCCACCACCAGGAGCGUGUCUUCACCUGCGUCGACUGCAAGAGCAACUUCGUCUACGAAGAGCAGGAGGCAACCCGGAUCCACGCCCAGCUGGCCCUGGGGAAGCUCUUCAAGUGCUUCAGCUGCAGCUGCAAGAUUGCCGCCCUCCUCGCUGGGGACCAGAAGGCGGACAUGCUGCAGAGCCCCCCCCACUUUGGGCAGCUGGACGCCACGUACUUCAGCCGCCAGAGAGCCCUGGAGCAGGUCCGCCAGCGAGCCGCUCACUGGACUAUCUCGGAGACCAAAGCCUUUGUCGAGCUCUGGGGAGACGACCGCGUCCAGACGGCCCUUUACGACAACUACCGGAAUGAGGUGCAGUACAAGCGCCUGGCAGACAAGAUGGGGAAAAUGGGCUUCCACCGCAACCUGGAACAGUGCCGGCAACGGGCCAAAGAUCUGAGGCGUGGCUUCAAGGAGAUCAAGGACGGCAACCUGCACUCCAACCGCGCCCGGCAGACGAUGCCGUUCUUCUCCCUCCUGGACCGCUUCCUGCUGAUGAGCCGGGGGCUGGUCAUCCCCAAGGUGUGCAUCAACAGAGCCAAGCAGAAGGGCCGGAAGGACAGGAGUCGGCGGGAGGAGCCCCACGGCGAGCAGCCCUUUAUGCUCCUCCUGCCCCCUGAAAGACCUGACUCCCACGAGCUGCAUCUCCCGGACCAGGACCCUUAUGUCCAUGCACUGGCACUUCCUGACCACCAGCGGCAGCGGCGCCACUCAGGCCACUAUCGCCAGGGUGCAGGCCUGCCUGACUACCAACUGCAGCCACCUGACCAAAACCUACCUGCACAUGCGAUGGAGGUGCCCGGCUACCAGGAGGAAAGCCCACCUACCCACCCCCUGGGACUUGCUGACUUCCCGCUACGGCUGCCAGACCAAGACGCCUCUCUGGUCAUGGAAUCAUGUCGGCUGUCCAGUCACAGACAGCGCCAGGAUAUAGUCCUGACCCCCAUCAAUGGGCUUUCAGCCGCCAGCAACCUCUGGCCAGAGAUCUCCACCAUCUCCCCUUCAGAGCGCCUCACCGGUGUUGCAGCCCAGGGAAAUGCACAGAUGUGGCACCCUGGGAAGGCCCCAAGUUCGUCUGCAAAACGGAUGCGUGAUCUCCGGUUGCGCCGCAGAAGGCAGCGGGCUGCCAUGGCCCGCGUGUUGCUGGGGGCCAAUUACCGCCCAAAUGACCGGACAGUGUGGAGCAAGACACAGAAGACAGACUGGUGGGACAACCUGGUUGCUGGUCAGCCUGAUGAUGGGGAGUGGAUCCGCUACUUCCGCAUGUCCCGGGAGGCGGUGCUGGACCUGGUGGAGAAGUUGCGCCCGGUGCUGCAGCGUGAGGACACCAACAUGCGUGCCGCUAUCCCUGUGGACAAGCGCGUUGCCCUCACGCUCUGGAAGCUUGCCACCUCGGACAGCUACAGGUCUGUUGCCAACCAGUUCGGUGUGGGUGUGUCAACGGCAUCGGUCAUUGUUAUGGAAGUGUGUGAAGCCAUUCACGAUGUGCUCCUGAAGCAUGUGGUGCAGCUUGGGGACGCACAGGCUGUCAUGGAUGGCUUUGAAAGGGUUGGCUUCCCCAACUGCAUUGGGGUUGUAGACGAGACCCACAUUCCCAUCUUAUGCUCACCACACGGAGCUUCCGCAUACAUCAAUGGGAAAGGGCUGGUCUCUAUGGUCCUGCAAGCCCUGGUGGACAGCUCAGGACGGUUCAUGGACGUGUACGCAGGGUGGUCUGGUGGAAUGCAGGAUUCUGGGUUGCCAUGGGGUUCCCCUCUCUUUGAGCGAAUGGAGAAAGGUGCUUUUGGUCCUCAGACCACCACAGAGAUUGAAGGGCUCUCCAUGAGUCCUGUCCUGCUUGGGGGCCCUGCUUGCCCCUUGAGACCAUGGCUUAUGAAGCCCUACCCCAGUGCCUCCAGUGGGCCUCGGGAACACUUCAAUCUGCUCUUGAGCAAGUGCCGCGUGGCUGUGACGUACGCCUUUGAGAGGCUGAAAGGGCGCUGGCGGUGUCUUCUCAAGCGCCUGGAUGUGGCGGAGAAAAACGUCCCUCUGGUUAUCAUCGCCUGCUGCAUCCUGCACAAUAUCUGUGAGAGCAGAAACGAGGCCAUGCAGGAGGGCUGGGAGGAGGGCAUGGACUAUGCUGACCUGCCCUCUGCGGCCUCUGAGAGCCACAUGGACGGCUUCUCGGACGCGGAAGAGAUGGGCGAAGCACAUGGCAUCCGGGAGGCUUACUGUGCUUUCUUUGAGAAGAGGCGGCGGCAGGAGGAGCAGCUGUGAGUGGCGGAGAGGAGGUGCUGUGUGUGUGUGUGUUGUGUGCUAACACACCUUUUAAAAUGUUGGCGUCACUAGGAAGGGGAGGGGUGGGGACAGGAGCCCGGCAAUCUCAGGUUACAAUCCCCUUCGGUGGUGUUGUUGCUUCACAUGGGAAAAACGACCACAUCCUCACCUCAGUGAAGUACACCUUUUACCAGUUGCACUGUUUUUGACCUUUUAUAAACCUUUUAUAAAAUCUGCUUGGUUUUCAUCCUGAACCUCAAUAAACCCUCUGCUUCUUGGAAAGA
This is a messenger RNA of Rhineura floridana, 4413 nucleotides long. RefSeq lists its product as uncharacterized. Bases 866 to 4129 code for a protein of 1087 amino acids. The record is from RefSeq and is a predicted model, not a curated record. Lineage: Eukaryota; Metazoa; Chordata; Lepidosauria; Squamata; Rhineuridae. Gene Ontology annotation, biological process: regulation of DNA-templated transcription. The transcript has 10 exons.